UCGAAAUAUCAGCCGCAGGAAGGGCCGGCAUGGAGUCGCGUCGCCAUCACCAGAGGUCCCGCAGCGCGCGCGGCCCACCCCCGCUCCCGCCCCACCCGCACCCCCACCUCCAGCCGCAGCCCCGCCACCACCGCCAGAACCCUAGCCUCUCCCCCGCCGCCGCCGCCCACAUCUUCUGCCAGCUCCACCCCAUGGACGACGACGCCAUCUCGACGCUCAUGGACGUCGACGACUCGCCGCUCGGCGCCGCGGGGUCCGGCUUCCUCGACGAUGACGACGGCGACGGGGACAUGCUCCUCGCCCCGCACCGCGGGGGCCGCGGCGGCGGCGACGGGCGCGGGCCCCUACUCUUCGCCGGGUUCUACAACACCUUCGACGGCGCCGACUUCGACGACGCCGACAUCGCCUGAGGGAGCGCGCGGCUCGGGAAUUGGGCGGCCAUUUCGUGGGUCGCGAUCCGAGGGAAGUUAGAGUUCUGUCUUGUCAUGUUCUGUCGAUAUCGUGAUGGGAUCUUUUAAUUAGCAUAUCGGUUGAGACCCCCUUUGAGACAUCUGGAGACAAUUUGGGAUCAAUAUAGGCACCUUUGUGCCGCGUUGUUCGCGGAUCAUUGUGCAUUUGCGCUUGCUCGUCUUUGUUGGUAUUUUUGGCUUGAUCGCUUUGAUCUA
This is a messenger RNA of Panicum virgatum (switchgrass), 665 nucleotides long. RefSeq lists its product as uncharacterized. The record is from RefSeq and is a predicted model, not a curated record. Lineage: Eukaryota; Viridiplantae; Streptophyta; Magnoliopsida; Poales; Poaceae. The transcript has a single exon. Bases 30 to 410 code for a protein of 126 amino acids.